Messenger RNA from Pedinophyceae sp. YPF-701, 1554 nucleotides. The record is from the annotation of a GenBank genome assembly. Lineage: Eukaryota; Viridiplantae; Chlorophyta; Pedinophyceae.
AUGACGUCUUGGGCGAACGUCGCCAAGCAGAGCGCGCCGGACCCGUCGGUGCCGUCGCCGGCCACAGCGUCUCGGCCGACGGCCGUGGUGGACGCCAACACCAUCAUCAAUGCCGUGAAGCUGGAACAGCUGGGGGAGAGGAUCGUGACCGUGAAGUCGGUCCUGGAGGAGGUCCGGGACAAGCAGUCCAGGCAAUUCCUUCAGAUGCUUCCGUUCGACAUCGAGGUGCUCGACCCGUCCGAGGACGCGAUGAUCGCCACGCGGAAGUUCGCGACGGCCACCGGCGACAGUUUCUCCCUCUCUGGGCCCGACCUGCGCCUCAUCGCCCUGGCGCGCAUGCUCGAGGAGCAGGCACACGGCGCGACGCACCUGCGCACCAAGCCGAUCAAGGCGAAGAUCAAGCGCGGGAAGGGCGCUCGCGCGGACAAGUUGCCCGGGUGGGGCGACGAGAACACUGCCGACCUCGACGCGUGGCGGGAGGUCGAGGAGGCCGACGGGGACGCGCCCGAGGGCGCCACGGGCUCGCGCAUCGCCCACACGACCGCCACGAUCGGACCCGAGGGCCAGGCGAGCUUCGAUCAGGCGCCAGCGCCGCAGGUUGACACCGGGGCUCCAGCGAACGACUCCAAGGGGGUUGACGGUGCGACGGAGCGCCUGGAACGUCUUGCCGUCGGCGGCGCGCAGGCUCAGCGCGAGGAGCGUGCGCAGGAUGCGGGUUCGGGGGGCGAGGGCGAGGAAUGGGAGGCGGUGACCAGCACAGCGGCGCGGCGGCGCAAGCAGCGGCGUGAGGCCCGCAUGAAGGAGGCGGAGCUGCUGGAGCGCGAGGCCCGGGAGCGCGCGCAGCGGGAGCUGGCGCUGAUGGCGGCGGAGGCGGGUACGGAGGAGCGCGGGGACGAAGGCGACGGUCAGGGGGGGGAGUCGGACGGGCCCUCGGAGUACGACUUCGGGGGCGACGACGGCGCGGCGUCCGGGAGUGAGGACAGCGUCGCGUCGCUCGGGUUCGACUCGUCGGUGUGCAUCGCGACGGCGGACUUCGCCAUGCAGAACGUGAUUGUGCAGAUGGGGCUGCGGCUGGUGACGCCGGACGGGCGGCGGAUCCGGGAGCUGGCGACGUACGCGCUGCGGUGUACGGCGUGCGCGGCGGUCGUGCGGGACAUGUCCCGCCUGUUUUGCCCGCGGUGCGGCAACCAGGCCCUGGACAAGGUGCAGGUGCGCGUGGGCCCCGACGGCGCGGAGCAGAUCGGGGUCCGGCGGCGCCACAUCACGCGAGGGACGAAGUACUCGCUGCCCAUGCCCCGCGGAGGCAAGGGCGGCAAGGACCCGGUGCUGCGCGAGGACGUGUUGAUGCAGCGGCAGCGCAGGGGGCGCAACGGAGUCGCCGGGGCGCGGCGCGGGGACGCGGUGGACGCGUUCGCGCCGGAGUUCAACGAGGAUUCGUGGUUCGCGGUGAACCAGGGCGUGGCGGGGCAGGAGAAGGGUCUGGCGUAUCUGAAUGCGUCGUGGAAACACAACCCCAACGAGCGGCAGAACAGGCGGACGAACCGGCGGCGGUGA